Messenger RNA from Mizuhopecten yessoensis (Yesso scallop), 5289 nucleotides. Its product is annotated as very-long-chain 3-oxoacyl-CoA reductase-like. The transcript is spliced from 10 exons. NCBI's taxonomy places the organism in Eukaryota, Metazoa, Mollusca, Bivalvia, Pectinida, Pectinidae. Gene Ontology annotation, cellular component: endoplasmic reticulum. The record is from RefSeq and is a predicted model, not a curated record. The coding region runs from base 29 to 1006 and encodes 325 amino acids. Gene Ontology annotation, molecular function: oxidoreductase activity.
GAUAUGGUCACCUGGCAAACAAAACAAAAUGGCGUCCUCCUGGGUUCAAAGUGUGCUUGGCAAGAACAUGGAGUGGUAUGCAGCAGCCGGGGCUGUGGCAAUAUCAUACGUAGCCUUCAAACUAGCGUAUUCCAUUUUAUCAGGAUUGAAAUGUUUUGUUCUGGCCAAACCACUCGGACUUAGCGUGGACUUAAAGAAGACAGGGGCGUGGGCAGUUGUAACUGGCUGUACCGAUGGUAUAGGAAAAGCCUACACAGAGCAGUUGGCUCAGAAGGGGAUGGACAUUGUUUUAAUCAGUAGAACUGAAUCAAAGCUACUUACAUUGGCCGGUGAUAUUGAAUCCAGGUUCGGAGUGAAGACUAAGAUUAUAGUGGCCGACUUCUCCCAGGGAGCGACCAUCUAUCCAGGCAUUCGUAAAGGACUAGAGGGAAUAGACAUCGGAGUGCUGAUUAACAAUGUGGGCCUUGGUUAUGAGUUCCCUGCAUACCUACACGAGGUUCCCGACAGAGACCAGAAAUUCAUUGACUUGAUAGAAGUGAAUAUUACCUCAGUGACCAUGAUGACUAGUAUUGUGAUGCCACAAAUGGUUGCUAAGAAGAAGGGAGUUAUUGUCAAUUUGUCGUCUGCUUCAGGGAUGAAACCCACACCCCUACUGGGUGUGUACGCAGCGGCCAAGGCCUAUGUUGAUUACUUCUCUGUGUGUAUGCAGAAGGAAUAUGAAUCAAAAGGCAUUAUUGUCCAGUCAGUGAUGCCAAACUUUGUGACCACCAAGAUGAGUAAGAUAAGGAAGGCGAGUCUGAUGGUUCCUAACCCCGACACGUUUGUUAGUUCAGCCCUGAGUCUCAUUGGAGUGUCAAACCGUACCAACGGGUAUUGGAGCCACAACCUCCUGGGGUACUUAACCAAUUCCUUACCAUUGUGGUUUACUUCAAUGGUGUCCUUCAAGAUCUUGAACACAGCCAGAGUCCGAGCCUUCAAGAAGCUUGCUCAGCAGAAGAAGGAAUAGAGUCUUCAAAUAUGUUUAACCAAUUAAGCACAACUUCCAGUUGGCUAUUUGAUUAUCUUCUGUCGUUUAAUUUUUGUGAAUGAAAACUUGUAAUCAGAGAUUUGACUCGGUGAAUUUUCUUCUUCAUACAUGUAUGUCACCAUGACAUUUAGUACUAUUAACAUCAAAGUUUGGACUACCAGUUCAUAUUUAUUAAACCAUAUUCAAUCAGUGUUGUAUUUGCAAAGGAUCAAACUGUUAACAUGUUAUUAUAUUUGUAAACAUCACCUGUACUUGCACAUUUGGUGCUGAUCGUAUCACUUACCGUUGCAACAUAAAAAUGUCUGUCUUUUUCAGCAUGUAACUUUAACUUUGUGUUUGUCCAACCUGUAACAUUAACCCUCAGGGUUAAAGGUCAUUUAUUUAUUCCAGAAUGGAUAAAAAGAACUAAGUGUAACUAAAGAUAUUUACAUUCCCACCGUACAGCCUCUUAAUGAACCUACCAAGUAAUGAUCACAGUUAUUUUUAGGAGAAUGUUUUCCAUUUUGAAACUGUUCAGGUCUAUCUCUCAUACUUUUGCAGUGUUUGAAUAAUAAGGGACAAAUCAUGCUGUGACAUGAAGCUGAAACUUUGAUACGCAUUCCUCAGUGGUUUCUGAUAGACAUUUGUACGAAUAGUAAACUAACCAUACCCUCUCAACUUAAACAUGAAGGGGGAUAACUCUUACAAGUAAAUUACGCUUAUUUGUGGGAAGCAAAUCAAGUGCUAUAAAAACACACAGAAUAAGUGAAUUUAAAUCAAUAAACUCAACUUAUCAGUUACAGACAUUGGAUGGAAGUUUAUUUUGAACGUGUUAGUUUUUGAUACUUUUGUAUUAAUGUUUGAAAUUUUGACAAAGGUGGUGGAUGAUUUUCUCCACACUUCACAAAUCUAUUUCGGUUUUUGCUAGGGAAAAUAUUCACCUGUUUUUACCUACAUGGGGGAAAAAACAGCUUACACAUGCAAUUAUUCUGAAAAUGUCACAAUCAUAUCAUUACUUUGUGUAGUGUAACUAGGGUAAAUUAUGUUACAAUUUCAUUUGUCCUAGAUGAUGGCAGAUAACUUUUGUGGGAGGAAAGUGUGUGAGAAAAAUAAUCAAUCAAUCCAGCUGUGUGAUGAUGCAAAGAAAACUCAACCCUCGGAUAGGAUUUUAAAGUUUCGCAGCUGGCAAAGCCUUGUAAUAAAUUUCAAAAAUGUUACCCACAUGUUGGGAUUUCUUUGUAUACAAUCACACACAAGUUAAAGAUUCAAUAAGUCUAGAUCUAGUUGUUCAUAUACAAACUCAGCACUUUUUGCUGAGUUUGUUUGGAAGAAGAAUGGUUUUUAAUAUUAGUUUCAUUAUCAAGUUCUGUAACUGUGAUUCAUAGAAAAUAAAUGUAUAUCAUUUAUGACGAAUAAUAUACGUAUAGUAAUUUUUUGUACCCCAGGUUAUACAAUCAUGUGUAUUGAUAAUAUUAGAAAAUCAUUUUAUGAUCGGUAUGUAUACAUAGUGAUUAGUACCAUAUGAUGAUGGCUGGGAAUGGAUUAAGGUAUGUCCUUUUGAUAAGGUAUGUACUGAUAUCAAAAACAGUAUUUAGUUCAACAAAUCCUCAGGAUCUACCCUUGUUUUCAUGUGUUCCGAUCAACAGGAUAUUUUAACCUGUUUUUGUCACUAGUCUGCAAUUUUGGCUUAUAUGUGCCAGACAGUAAUACAAUAAGAUGAUAUGUUCUGUAGUUUGUUUACUAUUCUCUGUUCCUUUGUCAUGUGUGUAGUCCAUGUAGAUAUAGUAUAUCCACCAUCAAGUGAGCUGUGUAGGCUACAAUGAAAUGAAGAAACAGCGAUAUCAGACCUGUACACCAUGUGACUAGAAUCACAUGCCACCUUAAAGAGAAUUAUUUGCUAUUACUUAUUAGUUACCUUUUGUAUUUUCCUUGUUCAUCUCAAAGAUAAUUUUCAAGGGAUUUUCAAUUUCUAAAAUUUACGAGGGAUUUUCAAUUUCUAUAUUUUUCGGGGGAUUUUCAAUUUCUAUAAUUUUCGAGGGAGUUUCAAUUUCUAUAAUUUUCGAAGGAGUUUCAAUUUUUAUAAUUUUCGAGGGAGUUUCAAUUUCUAUAAACUGUCAUUUGGUGUUUCUUUACUUGGGUUACAUUAUAUGCUUGUGAUUGGGAUCUACUUUUUUUAGUAUUUUUGUUGCAAGAAAUAUAUUUAGACUAGCAAUGUAACACAUUUUCUUUAUUAACAAAACUGACAACUAAUCCUCCAUUAAUGUUGGUUUCCCAGGGUCAAGAAUUUAAUGUUAAGGAAAAUACAUGUCAAUCUUUUGAGAAAGAACAACAUACACCAGUCAGCUCAUUAAUUGUGCAAUAUUGAUACAUAUGUAGGUGUAUCAUCUGUUUUGCUUUUAUUGAUUAGAGGUACAUCUAUCCAAGUGCUCAUUAAUAGGUGAUACCUUAUUCAUACCUGAUUACAGAAGAAAUGUCAAUGCAUUGAGUACAUUCCUUAAAAUUCAUGUAAGAAUAUUUGUAUUCAGGACCAACAUCUUAUUAGAAAUCCAUUCUAAUCCAUCACCGGUAAGCAUUAUUACAUAGACUUGUACCUAGGUUUUCAACCUUGUUAGUUUUGUAAGUUGUUUUUCCACUUUUGAAGGAACACUCUAUAUUUUAUUAUUUAGAGCGAAUUUUUUUAUACAAUGUAGUACUAACCCUAGCCAUAAUGUGGUGAAACAUGUCAAUUUCAGACGUAUGUGUAGAUGUUUUUGGCUACUGCCUUAUUAAUUCAUAUGAGAACAUCUAUAUGAGUCGGAGAGGAGUUCAUGGAAGGGGCGUUCUAGCAAAUAUAGAGAGACCAGAUUAUAUAUUUUCAGUACCAAGUAUGUCAUAUUAUUUAUAUUAAACUUUAACUGGACAAAGUCAAACUUUUAUUUACCCACAACUAAUAUUGUGGUAUAAAUUAUGAAUGCCAGAAUUAUCGACAGUUCAUCCUAUUCUGUAUCUGUCACAAAGUACAUGUAAUAUUCAAAGUACAGCUGACUAUUUCUGCCUGAAAUAUACAGUGUAUGUCCUUGAGCUUUGACAGAAGAUGGAGCUGCCUAAUUGCACACCUCUAGAUACACAAUAAUGACGCUCUGAAGUGGAAUGAUGCUAGAAUAUAUUUAUUUUGAUAUUCUGCUAGUCCCGUCCCCAGCCACCUCAGAAUCAAAUUUGUGUCCCAAAUCACAUUUUUCACAUGUUUCUUAUAGUCAUUUCAUCAGUUCUUGGUGAUGUUUGAUCGAAUGAAUCUUAUUUGUCAUUUCAGGAGUACUGAGUCGGAGUGAUGAAUGAAUGUAAAUUAAAUCUGAAACAUUUUUAAACACUUAUUAUCAGUAAACAUCUUCUAAUUAAGUCAAUUGUGUACGGUACUGUGACAGUUCUUAGAAUAGUUACAGGUAAUACCUUAGAGGGAGAGUGCCGAUAUAAGGCUUGUUUUUGAGAUUGGACAUUUAUUCAUUGAAUAAUCCUGCCUAUAAAGUAAAUGGAUACUAAUAAGUUAAACUACAGUAUUACCAUUGUCACUGUUUAGAAAUACUUAUUUUAAGUCUUUUAAAAGCUUUUAAGAAGUACUAUACCUUAAAAAAGCACAUAAUGCAAAAAAGCACAUAAUGCAAAACAGUUUUUGCAAAAUUACAGUUUGUGAUUCGGAUGUUUGAAAAUAACAGAAAAAGUUCAGAGGUCGAACUCAGGACUUUUAUAUACCAAUGCUACACAGUACCAAUGUCCACAAAUUAUAAAUGAACAUUUAUGGGCUGGAAAAUGAAGGAAAAAUAAAAAUAAGCUUAAAAAAUGCAUAACCAACAAAAAUUAAAUCAUUUGGUUGCUUCGUCUCCUAAAUAUAAGGGAGAUCACUAAAAAUACAACAACUCAUGACUAGAACUUUUCUCUAAGAUUAUAACUGAUAUGUAUAGUGCUACUCUUUACCUUAAAUGUUGAAAUUUUGAGAAAAUGUGAUUGUGUAGUACUGUAUAUCCAAGAAUGGUGAGGUGUUUGUUGUCAAAUUAUUUUGUGGUGAAACUGGUUCUAAAUGAUGUGGUUACUAUUAGACGUGACAUCUUAUGCAGCAAAUCCAGGGUAUACAGAUCUACAAGGAUCACGAUGGGGAUAUACAACUGUAUGCAAGUCUUUUAUAACAACUUUUGUUUUGGUAUGUAUAAAUCAUGUUAAACAAAUUUACAUGUUUGUAAGAAUUAAGCUACUUUAUAGCCUACAAAUCAUUUGUCACUGGGAAUUUAUGAAAUAAAUCAAUUGGAAAUGAA